CAUCUACUACCCUUUUCUGUCAAAACAAAUAACAAAUUCAUUUCAAAAUGAGAUUCACUUUGAUUUCACCCUCCCAAUUCUACAUAGAAAAACAAACUUCCACCUAAACAUGUACAGAAAUUCGAAUCCCUAACCUUCCGACUCCGCUCUUUAGCGCUUCUUACGUCGUCGUCGGCGGCGAUAAGCAGAAGCUGCCGCUGCGGCGUGUUCGCCGCUCCACUCCUAAGCGGAGGAACCCCACUCCUAUCGCAAAGAAUCCUCCGCCGAUCACCAGUUGACCACCAGUCAGCCAGUUAAUUCCGUCAAACGCUGUAAUAGUCAAUUCCAUUAGCAUUUCCCCGUCCAUCGUCGCCGUUGCUUCUCUUUCACUGGGUUGUUUCCGGAUUCUUUACGCUAAUUGAUCGCUUCUUUCCGUUCUCUUGCUUUCUCGCUCUUUAGACUGCAAAAUGGAGGCUGCAUUCUGCGUCGCGCCCCGAAAUGACACCCGCCACACUCCAGAAGGUAUUAUUUUUACCUGUCUGCAUUUCUUGGUUAAACAUGCUGUUAAAGACUGCGAACUGUGAAGCUAACUGGUAGACUGUGCAUGGCUAAUGGAGAUUGUUGCCCGUCUUUUAUCUUGUAUUUUGUUAUUCCCUUUCUCAGUCUUGGAGGAUAUUUCUAUUCUCCGCCAUUGUUUCCUCGAGGGUCUGUAUGGUUGGUAUUAAAGUAUGAAGUUGGGAAUCUCUGCAUGUGAUCACUGACACUACCCCAAUCAUCUGAAUGCAUUUUCCAACUGAAACGGAGAGCGAAUUAAGCUCUAGUGUGGGAAUACUGUAGUAGAAUUAAGCUCAUCAUGUUCUUGUUUGUGUGAUAUAGAAGCUAACAGAAUAUGCCGAUUCUGUUUAUGGUUGUUAGAUCUUGUUUUGUGCUUCAUCUGCAUAUACUAUUGUGAAUGUUUCACUAAUUGUGUGAUUUCUUGUUUGCAGAUUUUUAUUCAAAAGGCCAUAAGCGUAUUAAACUAUCCCAUGAUAUUGCAAAACCCAGUAAAACAGGCUCUUCAAAUGUGGUGGAUUAUUCUGAUCCAUUUGCUGUAUCCCAUAUGAUUGAGACGCUUGAUUCUGGAAUAUAUGGAAGUGUUACUGAAGACAUGAAAGCCUUGCUUACGUUCAAGCUUCAAGUUUUGAGUCCCUAUCUUCAGAAACAUCCGUCACUUUCUGAUAUAUUAUGGGGUGGAGAAAAGAGCUCAACUAAAGUUGGUUCAGGGGUACAGCCGGACGAUGUCAUUGAUCUUGAUGAUGAUGAUGAUGAUGAUGUGGGACAUUAUCCAAUGGCGAAAAAUGCUAUUGUAGUUAUUGACUCAGAUGAUGAAGACAAACAAGAUCAACGGGUGGUUCUUCCUUUCCAGGAGGUGGCUUUGCCAAAGCCCGAGGGACAAUUUGUCACAGAAAAGGAGUUUGACGACCUACAGAUAGAGAACAAACGACGAGGAGUGCCACAAAUGGUUCCUGUUGAACUUGGUGGCAAGAAAAAGCCUGAUCCCAAGGACGAGCCUGAUAUCAAGAAAGAUAAAGGGACUUAUAUUGGUGUCGCUGAUGAUGAUAAUGAUUCUGAAACUAUUGACGAUGGUCUGGGAGAUAUUUGGAAUGAGAUGUCCCUGGCCAUGGAAUGUGCCAAGGAAGACAUGGAGCAUCAUCCCUCUGAUGAUUACAUGGAAGAUGACGAUGAGUUAUGCGACCAUUCUUUCAUCUUAAAGGAUGAUAUUGGCUAUGUUUGCCGCAUCUGUGGAGUUAUUGAGCGAGGGAUUGAGAGCAUAAUUGAAGUCCAAUUUUAUAAGGCAAAAAAGAGCACAAGAACAUAUAUAAGUUCACGGACAGAAAAGGACCGAGACCAAAAAGAGGCAAUUAGAAUUCAACUAUCAGAAGAAGAUAUGAUGGUGACUGAAAUUGCUGCCCACCCAAGGCACUUGAAAGUGAUGAAACCACAUCAAAUUGAAGGUUUCAAUUUCCUUUGCAGUAAUUUGGUCUCGGAAAACCCCGGAGGAUGCAUAUUGGCUCAUGCACCUGGGUCUGGGAAGACAUUCAUGAUAAUCAGUUUUAUGCAAAGCUUUCUAGCUAAAUAUCCUCACGCAAGACCCUUGGUGGUGCUCCCAAAAGGAAUAUUAUCUACAUGGAAGACAGAAUUUAAAAGAUGGGAAGUUGAGAAUAUUCCAUUGCUCGACUUCUACACCAUGAAAGCUGAUAGUAGACAUCAGCAGUUGGACAUUUUAAAGCAGUGGCUGGAGGAGAAGAGCAUUCUGUUCUUGGGUUACAAGCAGUUCUCCUCAAUCAUUUGCGAUAGUGGGAGCUCGGUUGCAACCAGCUGUCAAGAGAUACUUCUUAAACGACCUUCGAUCCUGAUUCUGGACGAGGGACACACUCCCCGGAAUGAACACACUGACGUAUUGCAAUCUCUUGCAAAAAUUCAGACUCCUCGAAAAGUCGUGCUUUCCGGAACCCUGUAUCAGAAUCAUGUGAAGGAGGUGUUCAAUAUUUUGAACCUUGCACGUCCCAAGUUCCUGAGGCUAGACAGUUCAAAGGGCAUUGUGAAGCGGAUCAUGAGUAAAGUAAACAUCUCGGGUCUGAAGAAACAAAUUAAAGUAGGUGCUGAUGCAACUUUCUUUGAACUUGUUGAGCACACAAUUCAAAAGGAUCCCGAUUUCAACAGAAAAGUGUCGAUUAUCCGAGACCUUCGUGAGAUGACUAGCAAGGUCCUUCAUUAUUACAAAGGAGAUUUCUUGGACGAACUUCCUGGACUGGCCGAUUUCACUGUGGUGCUUAACCUCAGCUACAGACAAAAACACGAGGUCAAGGAGUUGAAGAAGCUUGCGAGGAAGUUCAAGAGAAGUUCUGUUGGUAGUGCUGUUUAUCUGCACCCCAAACUGAUCACUGUCUCUGAAAGUGUCGGAGUGACGGAUGGCAAGAUGGACGAGCUUUUGGAAACUCUGAACCUAAGGGAUGGGGCGAAAGCGAAGUUCUUUUUCAACAUGUUGGGGUUAUGCGAGUCCACAGGAGAGAAAUUAUUGGUGUUCAGUCAGUACCUCACUCCAUUGAAGUUUCUGGAGAGGUUAGUGGUGAAUGCGAAAGGGUGGACGAUGGGGAAGGAGAUAUUUGUGAUCUCGGGUGAAUCGAGUUCUGACCAGAGAGAGUGGUCCAUGAACCAGUUCAACAAGUCUCCUGAUGCUAAAGUCUUCUUCGGAUCGAUUAAGGCUUGUGGAGAGGGCAUAUCGUUGGUUGGGGCAUCGCGGAUUCUGAUCCUGGAUGUUCAUCUCAAUCCAUCCGUGACCCGCCAGGCUAUAGGGCGUGCAUUCCGACCUGGUCAGACCAAGAAAGUGUAUGCAUACCGCUUGGUUGCUGCUGAUUCGCCUGAGGAGGAAGACCACAGUGCUUGCUUCAGGAAGGAGGCGAUUGCCAAAAUGUGGUUCGAAUGGCACGAGUAUUGCGGUUACCAGAAUUUUGAAGUGGAAAAAAUCGAGUUGGAAGAGUCUGAUGAUCCCUUCUUGGAGAGUCCUCUGUUGAGGGAAGAUAUUAGGGUUCUGUACAGAAGGUGAUCUUGAUCAAGAAAAUGGCCCCAAGUUGUUGAGAAGGCCAGCCGGCUUUCCAGUUUUCCAGCCUGCUAUGAUCCUGAUGCGAUCUGUUACUUCCCUUGCCUCUUUUUGCUCAACCUGACUGAAUUGGAGCAGGAAGUUGUCUAUCCUUAAGCCUUGCAAAAAUUCCUCCCGACUUCUUUCAUGGCGGAUCGGUCAUAGAUAUCUAUCAGAUAACUGAUCCACUGUGUUAAUUUUUCCCUGCUGUGUUCAUAGAAUGAACAUGAAUUCUGAAACAUGUAAAUGGUAUUCGGGUUUUCAAGAAUUCAGCUUGUAAACGUUUGGCUCUCUGUUCACUUCCCAUUACAUUUCCUGCUUCUUGUCCCCGCAACAAAACUUUUUGGAAACCCAGAUGAGAAAACGUGUUUAAACGCAAAUGAAACGCGCUUGCACGUGUUCAUAUUUUCCUUUGUGGAAUGUGUUUUAACGUUUUGAGGAAAUUAUGUGACUCUAAAAAGAGUAGAUUUCCAACAAAAAUCAGUGUUUGCAAAAGCAAUUCGUACCAACAAUUUGAUCGAAAAAAAUUGUCUACCGAAAUUUAAAUCGACAUACGAUUUUAAUAGCAUAAAAUUAUUGUUAAUUUUGGUACAACCUCCGGUUCGAUUUUACGAUUCGAGUCUACAUCUCGAUUAAUGAGUCGGGGAUUCGAAUUAGGGAUGGCAAUGGGGCGGGUUUGGGGCGAGUUUGCUUAAACCAUCCCCAUACCCAUCUUCAAAUAUCCAAACCCAUACCCGCCCCAUACCCAUGCGGGGGAAUGUUUUGCAAACCCAUCCCCAUACCCGUGGGUUUCGGGUACCCAUGGGUAAUACCCAUACCCGUACAUCCAACAUUAUUAUACCUAAAACUUACAAGAAAAGUUCUAAUUAUAACUCUAAACGAACAUAUUAUAUCAUGAAGUCAACAAAACACGGUCAUUUUUUAAUAUGGUUCAAAGAUUAUGAUCCUAAAAUAUCCAUUAAUACAUAAUAUAGAGUAUAAUAUUUUUCAAAUUAUUAUGUUCUAACUCUGAUACAUCUACUAAAUAAUAAUUAACUAACAUAAUCUUGUUGACAAGGGGGAAAGUGAAAGAGUGAAAUGAGAAUUGAGAGAAUUGAAUUAGAUUUUGAUUAAGGUGGUCACUCAAUUGCAUUUCUACUAUUUAUUUUCUCAAGUUAUCCUCAUCAUCAUUGAUAGAUUAUAAUUUGAUGCACAUAUUUUUUUAUAUAUGAAGAAAGUAUCUUGGUGGGC
Molecule: messenger RNA, 4828 nt
Organism: Linum trigynum
Lineage: Eukaryota; Viridiplantae; Streptophyta; Magnoliopsida; Malpighiales; Linaceae
Source: the annotation of a GenBank genome assembly